AUGCUGAUAGUGUGUGGAGGUGCCCUGGGGAUGGUGAUAGGUGUGAGUGUGGGUGUGAGAAUGAGCAUGGGGCUGACCGUCGUCGCAUGUCUCUCGCUCUCCAGUGCUCCUCUGGCCCGCCGCUUCAUUGACGAUUCAGUGGAGGUGGUGGGUCACCUCAACGGUCUGCUGGUGAUGCAGGACAUCCAACUCGGUACCCUGGUGGCACUUAUCCCUCUCUUUGCCGAUCGGCCGGCCUCCGUCGGUGGCUGGAACAUCGCGGCUCUUUUCUAUGGCUUCCUCCAACUACUCCAGACUCUACUGCUGGGUUCCCUUGGAAACAGACCGGAGGCAGUCUUACUCGGCUCAGUGGCCGUCUGCUUCCUUCUCCUCUUGGUGGCAGACUACCUCGGGGCCUCCAUGGAGCUCGGCUGUUUCCUGGCCGGCCUGGCCAUCGGCUCUCAGGGACAUUCUAUCGUGGAGCAGGUAAAGAGACUUGUGGAACCGCUGAGAGAUUUCCUGUCACUGUUUUUCUUUGCCUCGCUAGGUGAGUAUAAGACAGGAUUGUACCGUAUAGUGAGGGAAAACUUUUGUGAUUUGAUGGCAAAUGAGAACUUCGCUGAAAAGGUUCCACGUCUUCCCGACAUUCUGAGGUCUGAGUUCUCAAUGAUCCUGGGAGUGACCUUCUGUGUCCUCGUCGUCAAGUUCCUACUGUCUCUGCUAGUCCUGGGUGUGUUCACGGGUCACUGCCACACCUCCACGUGGCUCCUCUCUCUCUCCCUCUCUUCCGUCAGCGAGUUCUCCUUCCUCCUCACCAGUCGAGCCAGAAGACUCGGAAUCAUCUCUAGAGAGGUCCCUCAAUAGAAUUGUACCUAUGUUUCUGCACAGUAUAUAUAUACAAGUCUA
Molecule: messenger RNA, 885 nt
Organism: Geodia barretti
Lineage: Eukaryota; Metazoa; Porifera; Demospongiae; Tetractinellida; Geodiidae
Source: the annotation of a GenBank genome assembly